AUGCCAGUUGUUUUCAACCUAUAUCCUCACCUCAGCCAGAAUGAACCAUCGUUCAUCACACGAAUUGGCGGUGCUAAGGUAGUCGUUGAUAGCAAUGAAACAACAGUGUUCGUUCAUAGACAUGCAGUCACUAGUAAGGAGCAUCUCUGCAACUAUGUCCUCAUUGCUAAGAUUUUUGGCAAGCGGGUUCCUCCCAAGAAGAUUGUUAGGAAAUGCAACCAACACUGGGCUAAUCUUCAAGGCACAGUCAGGAUGCGUCAGCUCAUUAAUGGCUGGUACACUCUUGAGUUCACCUAUCUCCAAGAUGUGGAGUUUGUCCUGGAACACUGCCCCUGGUUUGUCAAAGGUAGAAUCUUCCACAUCCGUGGAUGGUAUCCUGUCUUCAAUCCCCGUACUGCUGUCAUUGAAACUCUCAUACUUUGGGUUAGGCUUCCCAACCUUCCAAUCCAAUAUUGGAGCACUGAUGCUAUUAAGCCUAUUGUCCAAGUUUUAGGAAGAUUUAUCAAACUAGAUAAGAAGACGGAAGAGAGCGAGAAUUUUAUUUUAGCUAGAGUUUGUAUGGAGAUUGACCUUCGAGUUCCAUUGAAAUGA
Rosa rugosa (rugosa rose) is the source of this 591-nucleotide messenger RNA. RefSeq lists its product as uncharacterized. The coding region runs from base 1 to 591 and encodes 196 amino acids. The transcript has a single exon. NCBI's taxonomy places the organism in Eukaryota, Viridiplantae, Streptophyta, Magnoliopsida, Rosales, Rosaceae. The record is from RefSeq and is a predicted model, not a curated record.